Messenger RNA from Rubroshorea leprosula, 1110 nucleotides. The record is from the annotation of a GenBank genome assembly. Lineage: Eukaryota; Viridiplantae; Streptophyta; Magnoliopsida; Malvales; Dipterocarpaceae.
GCCAUUUUCACUUCUGCUCCGAUAUUAUCCCAGCGCCCUUGCAACACGGAGGAAAAUGGACGCACUUCUCUAUGCCGACUUCCUCCGCGUCGCCCGCCUCCCCUCCACAACCACUGCCUCCGCCUCCCUCGCCUCUCUUCAGCUCCCCUGCCAGCUCAUCUUUCGUCCUGCGCGCCGCCUCUCUCUCUUCUCCUCCGUGUCCGCCGCCAGCCAAGUUUCUGGUCCUCGCAGAUCCUGCAUUUUUGCAGCCAACGGCACGCUCACGGCCAAUUCCGUACCGCCUAAAGGAGGAGUAUAUACAGUGGGAGAUUUUAUGACAAGGAAAGAGAAUUUGCAUGUUGUAAAGCCUACAACAACUGUUGAUGAAGCACUUGAAACUCUUGUGGAAAACAGAAUCACCGGUUUUCCUGUGAUUGAUGAUGAUUGGAAAUUGGUUGGUCUUGUUUCUGAUUAUGACUUGUUAGCGCUUGACUCUAUAUCUGGUCAAGGACUAGCUGACAACAUCAUGUUUCCUGAAGUUGAUCGCACUUGGAAAACUUUCAAUGAGGUACAGAAGUUGCUCAGUAAAACCAAUGGCCAGGUGGUUGGUGAUUUAAUGACACCAGCACCAGUUGUUGUGCGUGAAACAACCAAUCUUGAGGAUGCUGCUAGAUUAUUGCUUGAGACAAAAUAUCGCAGGCUUCCAGUUGUUGAUGUUGAUGGGAAGCUAGUUGGUAUUAUCACAAGGGGAAAUGUGGUAGGAGCUGCUCUCCAAAUAAAGCGUGCUAUUGAAGGGAAAGCUUAACUCCAUAUAUUAUUCCAAAAAUUUGAAAGCAUUAUCCGCUAUGGCAAGCGGGGAUCAAUUCUUUUUCUGGCUGCUUAUCCCUUAGAAAGAGAAGCUCAACUACUCGGACAUGUGCGAUUUUGGCCAGAUAUUGUAUGAUGCGUCUUUUAGAUCAUUUAUUCAAGUAUAAUUAUACAACUAGAUUUCCGGAAAACAGUAGUUUUUUGUCCGUACCUCUGUUUUGCAAGAACUCCCCUUGAAGUCUGCCUUCUCUCCACCAGGAAUAGAAACUAUACAAAUAAUAAUCUAUCUGUGAUAAUCUCUUUUUCGCCUUUUAACUGGUCAAU